Messenger RNA from Conger conger (European conger), 10460 nucleotides. RefSeq names its product early endosome antigen 1 (gene eea1). Gene Ontology annotation, molecular function: metal ion binding; 1-phosphatidylinositol binding. Gene Ontology annotation, cellular component: early endosome. The transcript has 27 exons. Lineage: Eukaryota; Metazoa; Chordata; Actinopteri; Anguilliformes; Congridae. The coding region runs from base 246 to 3926 and encodes 1226 amino acids. Gene Ontology annotation, biological process: endocytosis. The record is from RefSeq and is a predicted model, not a curated record.
UUCUGAAAACGAUACAAGCCCCGAAGCGGGACUUCAGGGAAAACUGACGUACGUGCUUGACACACGCCUCAGAGCCUCGUUUUCAUUCGUAAUAUCACUAGCAUACUAGUCGCUCGAUGUAUCCUUGCUGAAGAAGGUCAGCUCCAAGCGGGCUUGCUCUGGUGUUCCAAGAAGACGUGACAGGGAAUUACAAUUUCCCUUUUAAUUUGGAUUGAUUUAGGAUUAUACAGCGACAGGCCGGCAUCAUGCUCAGACGGAUAUUGCAGCGGACUCCUGGAAAAGGAGGCCCUGAUCAGCCAGCCACAGAUGUUAACGACCAGACCUCUGAGGGUUUCAUCUGUCCCCAGUGCAUGAAGUCACAUAACUCUGCUGAGGAGCUCUUCAAACAUUAUGAAGUAUUCCACGAAUCUGCCAACCAGCCCAUGUCCCCAGGGCCUGGCAGGGAAGAUCUUGCUCUGCUCCAACAAGAAGUGCAGGACCUACACGCCUCUCUCAAGGAGGAGAGAUGGUUUUCUGGGGAAUUGAAGAAAGAACUUGACAAAGUCCAAGGACAGCUGAAGCAAGGCCCACAGAAUGAUGGCCAGGCCAAUGUGGAGGAGUCAGCACUGGAGAUGAAGCUGAAUGAGGCAGAGACGGAGAAAUUUAACAUCAAGCAGAUGAAGGACCUAUUUGAGCAGAAAGCGGCCCAGCUGGCAACCGAGAUAGUGGACAUUAAAUCACGUUAUGAUGAAGAGAAGAGUCUGCGGGAGAUGGCAGAGCAGCGGAUCUCCACCCUAUUCCAGGAACUGCAGAAGGAGAAACAGGAAAAGGAGUGCUUCCAGGCAGAGCUGCUGCAAAGGCCUGGAAUAGAAGAUGUGGAGCUGCUGAAACGAGAACUGGUCCAUGUGCAGAGCCUGAUGGACAAUAUGACUCGCGCAAGAGAGGAGGAGUCUGAGCAUCAGCAGCUGCAAGUUGAACACACUUCUGCUGAGGUGAAUGCCUGCAAUUUGCCUGCAAAACAACUUUGUCAGCUGCAGGCCAAGCUGCUUGAGGCAGAGCAUCAGCUGGAGGAGGUGCAGGGCCGUCUGAAGGAACAGAGACAACUCUCUGGUGAGAAGCUGAAGGGCCGUGAGCAGCAGGUGGCAGAACUGCAACUUGAACUUUCACGCAUUGAGGAGCAGCUGAAGGAGAAUGAAAGCAAAUCCUUGGAAUUGCAGCACCAGCUGGACAAGGCCCGGCAGAGCCAACAGGAGGUCCAGGCUCUGCACCAGGGCACCAACGACAAGCUGAGGGAAGCCCAGAAUGAUCUGGAGCAGGUUUUGCGACAGAUUGGCGAUAAGGACCAGAAGAUCCAGAACUUGGAGGCUCUGCUGCAGAAAAGCAGAGAUGCCAUGAGCCAGCUAGAGGCUGAAAGGGAGGACCUAUGUGCUAAGAUACAGGCAGGAGAAGGGGAAACUGCUCUAUUCAACCAGCUACAGGAAAAGAACCAUGUCCUACAGGAGCAGGUUGCACAGUUGACCGAUAAUCUGAGGAAUCAAUCAGAAAGUCACAAGCAGGCACAACAGAACCUCCAUGAGCAGGUUCAGGAGCAGAAAACUCACCUGCGCUCAGCACAGGACCACUGCCAGGCCCUGGAGAUCUCUGUCGCUGACCUCAGCACCCAGCUGAAUGAGAGCAAAGAGAAGAUUGCCAAAAUGGACACUCAGCUCAAAGCCAAGACUGAGUUGCUUUUGUGCACUGAGGCAGCCAAGACCACCCAAAGAGUGGACCUGCAGAACCACUUGGAGACAGCCCAGCUUGCAAUGCAGGACAAACAGCAGGAGUUGGUGAAGACACAAGCCCAGUUGGGGGAACUUAGCCGGAAGUUCCAGGAGAAGCAGGGCUUCUGUGUCCAGUUGGAGGUCACACUGAAGGAGUACAAGGACAAACUACUGACCUGGGAACAGAGAGCUGAAAAACUGGAGAGCCUGGUCAAGAAACUAGAGGCAGAAGUACAGGAGGUGCAGGCAUCCCGGGACCAGGCCCAGCAGAAGCUGCUGGACUUCCAAAAACGCAGUGCAGAGGCAGACUCCAAGGUGCACGAGCUGACAUGCCAGUUGUGCACAGAAAAAGAGGGGUCUGUCAGGCUACAGAAGGACCUGAAGAAGCAGAGUGCCAGCCUUGUGGACAUUCAAAAGCAGCUGCUGCAGCAAGAGAAGGAUAAGGCUGACCUGCAGCAGAGGUUUGACAGUCUGGCACAGGAGGGUUCAGAGCGGCGAGCGGAGCUGGAGAAAGUCCAGCAGGAGAAAGAUGGAUUGACUCAGGAGCUGAAGGUCAUGCAGGAAGACCUGAAAAAAACUUGCAUUCAACUGGACCAGAACAGGAAAGCCAAUCUGGAGGAGAAGAAGACCCUCAAACAGGCCAAAGAACAGCUACAUAUGAUGGCGGAGGCUUCAGCCAAGGAAUUGGUAGAGGUCAAAGGCCAACUGCAGAAGAUGGAGAAGACAGAGAAGGGUCUGGAAUCACAGAUGACUGCCCAAACUAAACUUCUGGCACAGACACAGGAAUUGCUAAAGGAGAAGGAGAAGGAAAUGCAGCAGCUGCAGGAGGAGACAAAGAUGGCCCAGGGAUCCUUUGAUCAGCAAGUCAAGAAACUGGAGGGUCAGCUGACCAGUCUGCAGACCCUGAAUGCCAAGAAGGUUGAGGCGGAGACUAAGCUGAGGGAGCAGUUGGCUGCUGUGUCCAAGAACCUAAUGUCGGAGAAGACCAAGUGUGCUGAGGUGCAGAACAGCCUGGACAAUACCCAGCAAAAACUGGCUACACUACAGUCUGACAGCUAUGGCAAGGACUCAGAGAUCUCUGCUCUGCGACAAGACCUCAAGGCGUCCGAGGAUAAGUUAACGCUGGCCCAGGAGGAACUGAAGGCAAACCGGACUCAAAUGAGCAGCCAAACAACACUGAUUCAAGAUCUCAAGGCAAGCCACAUCGCACUGCAGCAGGAUUCUACCAAGAAGGAGGAGCGAAGCCGACAGCAGGAAGAGGCCCUAAGAGACCUGCAACAACAGCAGGAGAGAAGCCAGGAGCAGUUGCAGAAGGAGCAUUUGCGCACAGAGGAGUUGAAGGAAGAGAAGAUUAGACUGGAGCAGGUUGCGAACCGCCUGAAUGACGAGUUGAGGGCCAACACUGAGCGCAGCAACAAGGAGCUGUUGGAGCUGCGAGAUGCAAAGCAGCUGCUGAUCCAGCAGAAGCUAGAGAUACAGGGGAGCGUGGCGAGUUCACAGGCAGCACUUGAACAGGAGCAGAGGGAGCAUCAAGCUACACGGGAGAGUAGGAAUCGCCAAGAUGAGGAGCUGAAGAAAGAGAGAGCCCAUAUUGAGGCCCAGCUGGAAAUGGAGCUGAAGGAGAAGGCGGAGCUUGUGAAGCAUCAUGAAGAAAUGGAGUCCAAGCUGUCAAUGCAGGUGACGGCACUGAAUGAGAACAUGGCCACACUAAAGCGCGAGUGGCAGGGCAGCCAGUGGCGCGUGGGUGAGCUGGAAAAACAGACUGAUGAACUACGAGGAGAAAUUGCCGUGCUGGAAGCCACUGUGCAGAAUAAUCAGGACGAGCGGCGUGCCCUGUUGGAGAGGUGCGUGAAGGGUGAAGGUGAGAUGGAGAAGCUUCAGGCCAAAGUAGUGGAGAUGCGGCACAAACUUGACGACACAACGGCUGCCAUGCAAGAGCUGGGCAGGGAGAACCAGUCCCUCCAGAUAAAACAGUCCCAGAAUCUGACACGGAAAUGGGCAGAGGAUCACGAAGUGAACAACUGCAUGUCCUGUGGAAAAGGGUUCUCUGUGACUGUCAGGAAGCAUCACUGUCGACACUGCGGGAAUAUCUUCUGUGGUGAAUGCUCUUCCAAGAACACCUUAACACCAUCAUCCAAGAAGCCAGUGAGAGUGUGUGACACAUGUUUCGAGGAGCUGCAGGGCUGACCGAUUCCUGCACUCAACGCCCAAGCACUCCAAUCCUCUUUUCUUAUACCACACACAUGUACUGCUACCAACUUUGGACUCUUGUAAGUUCAGUUGUAAACUUAAAGUAUUGCUAUCUUUUGUGGAAUUUAGCCUGGGAUCACAGUGACUGAGAGGAGGUAUUGGUGGAUAUAAAGACGGCCAUUGUCUAUUGGCUAGUAUAAAGGAAUGGGUCAGUUUCAGCACAGAAGCAGGGUGCCAUAUCUGUAUAUAGUGCCUUUACUGCUAAUGUAGCCAGAUCAAUUCAACAUUGUUAAAUCUGUCUGAUCACUGCAGUCCUCUAAAACUUACAUUGAUUUGGCCAAUUAUGGUUAUUGUACAUUAGAUCAGUACAAGACUGAUAAUAGAAGAUAUUGUUAUUGUCCUGAAAGCAGGUUAUCAAAUUCCAGUGAUUAUAUAAACAAAAAUGCUCUAUAGCUGAUUGGAGCUUCUGUUGAUGCAGACGUAUGGAACUGGUGUCAGUGAGGACAAUUUUCUGCACCAAAGAUGGUUGGGCAAAUGUUUGCCAGCAUUUUGUCAGUUUUAUUUACGGUGCAAUGCAUACGGAGCUAGUUCGGGCAGACAACGCAAAGUGUCUCCUGCUCACAUGAUGGGAGGGGUUAUGUAAACCACCGACCUGUUCACGCCAUUGUUCAAUCUGCUGCUGCUGCUCUGCUACACUGCUGCUGCCUGCUAGCUGUGCUGUUGCUGCAUUGCUUGAAUUGCCCUGCUCUGGAAAUCAUGCAAAAUCUGCCCUGCUACCUGGCUCAUUCUGCAUUCUGCAUGCUGCUGCCAAUGCGCUGCCUGGCUCAUUCUGCUUUCGUGGCUCAUAUUGCAUGCCGUUGCCACAUUUUUAUUGCUUGUUUGGUCCUCAUUCCCGUCACAUCCUUGACGUCCCCAGCUGAGUGUUGGGAGUGGCUGUUCAAACAACCACUUCUCAAACAAUUGCCAUCACUUAAGAUUUGCUCCCCAAAUCGUUUAGGUGUAGGCCUACCUGAUAGACGUGUUCUUUUAGAUCAACUCAAAGGACCUAUCAGAAAGGGAAUCCUACAAUUGCCACAUUACUACGGGAAGCCAACCAUUCCCUUUUCAGCUAUUGCUGUGGUAGACUGCUUGUUGAGGUUUCACUCUCCUGUAACACAAAUGCGGCACAAAUUCACAGAAUAUCAGUGAGUAAAAUUCACAGAAAUAUAUGCGGUAACGCGUUGCCCUAACCAUACACACCACACCGGGUCUAGUUUUGGCAUUAGUUUUAGCAUUCAAGCAUUCCAAUUUUGCACCUAAAGUUGAGUUUGCUUUGGGCAUCAGGAAUGACAACAUUAAUUGUCUUGUAGAUGGACAUUACAUGCUGCGUGGUAUACGUUUUUCACUGACAGAACCAAAUGUGCUUACCCACACAGUGUUUUGUGGUAUGGGAAUCGAGGUUUCAACGAUUUUAAUGGGGGCAACGCUUAAACUCAUCCCCAAUGUUCUCCAGACAUAUGCAAGCAUGCCUUUAUCACAGACCCACCUCAUGUGAUAUAGCCUAGUGACUGACCACACAAAAUUCCGCUCAUGUGCAAGCUUUCAUUUGCAACUCAUCAGCAAGGAAACCUAACUGCAACAAAUAGGACGUACUAUUAUGGUCCACCAGAGAAGCAAGGGUAGCCUAGCAUUAAUGUUCAUGUUAAUUUAUUUAUAUAAAGCUUUACAUACAUUAAUUCAUAAAUAAUGUUUUUUCAAAUAAUAGAUACAAUUUAAUUAAAUACAUACAUAUAAUGACUUAUGUAAAGCAUUUAUUAAUUUAUAUUUGCAUAUAUUAUGUAGUCUAGCAUUCGGUUAUUUGAAACGUGCCAACCCGAUUUAACCUUCAUUUAUCUUCCUGUUUGGUUUAAUUUGAAGUCUUCCAUGCCAGCAGGGUCCUAUCAUUGGCAUUAAUUAUCUCUGUUUGAAUGCUUUGAUAUGAUACCUGGGGGAAAAUCAACAUAAUCAAUGCAAUUCUGUUUUAAUGAAUUGGGUCUAUUUAUACAUUGUAGCAUUGCUGUCUAUCUGGGAUAAAUUUCAACAAAGUGACCCGUUAGUAGCCUACUGUGAUAUUAUAAUUGUGUAGUUAACACAGACUGUAGGAAUAUGGACAAAAUGUCCGUGGCUUCACCCAUUAACUUUUCAGGAGUUUUCAGACACAGCCAUGUUUUACAAAUUGGAGCCAGAGUAAGGGAGAAUUUGGCCCACAUAAACACCAACAAAGUGAGUUCACUAAAUUAGGCUAGCCGGUUAUCUCUAGCUAUACAGGAAAAUGGUAGUGACAGUGUGAGUGCCAGCUAGUUCACUAGCUGCCUUUUAAAAGUAGUUUGCAAUCUACCUCGCUAGCUAGCUAGAUAGCUCACUGGCUGAUAUGGGAUAUUUGUCAUUACACAGGAGGGAACGUGAUCUUGUUUGCAAGAUGUAAUAUGCAAAUUCCGUGUUGAUCCGUGUUAACUAUACUUAUAUAAUUCAUGCAUCGUUAUGUCUUCUAGCUAUAAAAAAACUUUUGGUUGAGAACUCGAUUCCAACAAUGACGGAAAAAUACCACUUUUUGUCCAAAUACCACAGUAGAUGCAAUCUGUAUGCAAAAUGUUGAGUCAGCUAUUGGACCAAAUUGAUUCUAAGUUUAAUGUAAGCCAAGUUCUCAGCCAAGGGUUUUAUUUUUAAUGCAUAUUUAUAAUGAUCUAUCAAGUAUAUUGAAACUCCCGGUGUAAAUACUUAGGAAACGAAUCACAUAUGAAAUGGUUGCAUAGCCUCAAAAUACAGGAAAUGAAAGUGAUUAGCCCUAUCACUAACAUCAGCCUGCUCUCCAUGAUGGAGGAUCAGCACAGAUCUUGGACUAGCUACAGCCCUGUAGUUUAUAUUCUGUUUGUACAGACCAAGACUUUGUCAUUAAUAGGCAGUUAUGUGCAUAACAUUAACAUGGCAGCAUAUUAAUGUUUUUGAUUCAUUCAUCAGAUACAAGCAAUUGCAUAUAUAUUACAUACAUUAUAAUAUUUUUUCCAAAAUCAUAUAUACAGUACUGUGCAGAAGUCUUAGGCACCCGAGACUUUAUUAUAUACAUCUAUAUAUAUAUAUAUAUAUAUAUAUAUAUAUAUAUAUAUAAAAUAAAUUACGACAUUUUUGCAUUUAAUUUAUUUAAUUUAACAUAUUGCAGUUAGCAAUUGACUACUUUUUACAUAAAAACUUGAUCAAGGCUGUCUGAGAUCAGAAGCAAGGACCUAACCAAAGCCUGCAGAAGAACUAUGGCAAGUUCUCCAACAUGCUUGGAACAACCUCCCUGUAAUAGAACUGCAGGAUAGCGUUGGCUAUCUCAGAGAAGUGAUGCAGUUUUAACGCCGAAGGAUGGUCCCAAAAAAUAUUUAUUUGAUUCAGUUGAACUGUUCUGCCAAAUGACUAAAAUCUAAUGUAAAAUGUAUAGUACAUUACAGUAAAAGUUUCAUUGACUUAUUUUUUAAAGAAUCUUAUACAGAAUCUUAUACAGGUGCCUAAGACUUCUGAACAGUACUGUAUAUGUUACAUACAUGAUAAUACUUAUUCCCACAGUGAGAAUCAAAAUCAGAUUGUUAGCCAUAUAGUUAGCCAUGACUUUGUUUAAUUGGUCAAUUACGUUUGGACAAAUAAUAAUAAUUAUGUAUAGGCUCGUAUAUGAACCAUGUUCUGCAAUGGCCAUCUCAGUCUCCAGACUUAUAUUCCCAUGAAAAACCUGUGGUCUGAACUGAAGAGGGGGGUAUCCCAAGGAUAUAUCAAUGAUUCUAAAAAGUUCUGCAUGGAGGAAUGGUCAAAAAUCCAUCCAAAUGUGUUUUAUAACCUCACAAAUUAUAGGAAAAGGCUGUCAUCUUUGCCCGGGGUGUUUGCACAAAGUAUUAAACCAGGGGUGCCGAUAAUUGUGGAACAAGUUUUUUGCUGAAAUAUAUUUUUUACUUGAAAAAUGGUUAAUUGGUUGACUUUGGUUGAUUUCAUUGAGUCAUUAACCAUACUACUUGUAUGUUGGAACAUAAAGCGUAUGUAAAUAACUAUUACUUUUUAGUUUACAGCCCUUAUUGUGAUUUAUCAGGGGUGCCAAUAAUUCUGGAGCCCACUGUAUUUCCUUCUACACUUGUAUCUAUAACGUUUGUCCUAUAUGUCUCGGCAUGGUUUUAGCAUACACAUAAUUUUCUAUCAGUCUGCAAAUAUAAUGUUUAUGUACGAGGCCCAGGGCUUGCAACAACUCAUUCAACUGUGUGACCAAGGGUCCACUUGCACCUGCUUUGCAUAGGCGCCACUACAUCUGCUGCUCGGCAUGUGCUUCCAGCUUCCUCAAAGUCUCAGCAUCAGUCCACUCCUCCAAGUUCAAUGCAUAAUUCACAUAAUUGUAUUAUAAUUUUGAUGUUUAUCAACUUCUUAAACAUUAUUAGCCAAUUUGGGGGAUUCUUUUAGGGUUAUUAUUUAUGGUGUUUGGCCAAUUGAAAUUCUAACCUUGUCUCUGUAUGCAGGCCUAAUACUCUGUUUAACAAAACAAAGUAUUGCAUGCUCAAAGGCUCAUGAUCCAUGCACCAUGAAGCUUGCUGUAAUAUAUGCUGCCUUGCUGCUUCACAAAUCAUCAGGUAGAUUGCUGGGUUAGUUCUUAUGACAAGCUAAUGCUGCUGCUUUAUAGGCUUUGUGAAACUGGUGGUUUAUAAUUCUAAUGAAGUCUACACUGUUUACACAUUCUGGUGGGUUUAACUGCUGUCUCGCGGUUAAUAUUUGUAAUGGCAACUUCGUAGCUACACAUUCCACAGCAAUCAAUCAGGAACCAGCAGCAACAGGUCAUGUCAAGUAAAGCCAUACGUCCGCCGUGCAGCUUGGCUUCACAUUGGUUCAUUUCAAUCUAGUAUGCAAAGUUGAUUCAGAAAUUCAAUUUCUGAAUUCAAGCUCUGCCAUCUCAAAUGGUUUUGGGGGAUUUACAAUAAACCUCAGUAAAUAGCUUAAUUCAUCAUGAUAAUUAAUUAAAAAAUGAAAUGAUGUGAAGCCUGUGGAGCUAGUUUGGGCAGAGAACUUAUGUGCCGCCUGCUCACAUGAUGUGAGGUCUUAAUGGGAGGGGCUAUUUCAACCACCAACCUUACCUGUUUACACCAUUGCUCAUUGUGCGGCUGCUCUGCUGCCAUUCUGCCUUGCUAUAGCUGCCUGCCUAGCUGUGCUUAUUCUGCAUUGCUCUUUUUGGCAUGCUGUCACUCCUAUGCUGCCAUUGCUCAUGUUACAUGAUGUUGCUGCCUUUGCUAGCUGCAUUUGCUUGAAUUAUCCUGCUUAUUCCUGAAAUUAUGCCUUUCAUAAAGCUUUUUGUACUCCCAUCCAUCACCCCAGCAUGCAUCUGUGGGCUCUGCUUCUCAAGAUCUCUGUGGGGGGUUUGUAGUCACUCCAUUUUGUCUCGGCUGGAUUGGAACAGAGAGUGAUGAGAGGCAGAGCCUUGACGCCAAAGUUUGCAUUCAACCUCAAUAAAUAUUGCUUAAUUCAUCGUGAGUUGUCUGACUGAACCUCUUUUGAAGCUUGGCUGCACUCUCAGCUUGAGCUUAGGCUCAUCAGACAUUGCAUAUGAGAUACAUGAGCUUUGGCACAGGCUUGGGAUCCACUCCCUUGUAAAGUAUUAUUAGACUUUACAGUGUUGCCUUUUUGUCCAAAAGGGAAUGUAAUUUUAUCUUGUUUUUUAUAUAUUCUUUUUUUAGGUAAAGAUUUGGUUCUUCUAUUAUGAUGUGUGCAGACUGGAUAUAAAUUUGAUAUGAGAGUUAGAUGUGUUGUUGCCUGUAUAUGUACUUAAUUACCAGCGCUUCAGGUACUGUACAUCAGUGAUGCACUAAUCAUGAUCAGUGUAGGCUUGCUUGUUGAAAGGAGUGUCUCCAGCAGACCUGCGUUCGCUUUCGUGUCAUCUCUGUAGAGUCCAGAUCAGCACCUUUGUGAAAAGGCUUUACCAGCAUGAUGCCAGAAGUUCUGGAGUAACUGCACCUUCAUGCAAAUGACUUCAACAACAGGGUGUCACCACUGUUUCGUCUAUUUUACAUUUGUCUACAUUUAUUUGUCUAGUUGCUUGCCUUUUCUCAGUUCCACUUGCAGUUAAUUUUGCAUUGCUGCUUCCAUCCUUUGAUUUAUUAUUUUUUUUAAUUACUACUGUAAUCAUAGUGAAAACAAGUCUGAAGCUUUUAUCUGCAGAAAAAAGCCACAAAUUUAAAAUAAUGUAAAAAAAUAAAAAUAAAAGAAUUUGGUUACUACAGCUAUGCUUAAUGAUGGUCAUUGUCUGAUAUGUUUGUUAUAAAUGACACUACACUUUACUGUAGAAGGCUACACCUAGCUGUUGUUUUUUGUGUAUGGAACAGCAAUUGUAUUUGGCCACUUUUGUAGUUUUGUGUUUUUCGAGGUGUGCCUUACAUCAGGAUAUUUUGUUCAUUGUGGCCAAAUUCACAGACGUCAUGCACUCAGAGGAGGUUGUUAUGGUUCGAUGUCCCAUUCAUUUUCUAAUUUGUCACCAUAGCUGCUGGUAAAUAAAACCAUGUUUAUAUUUUC